Messenger RNA from Nematocida ausubeli, 392 nucleotides. RefSeq lists its product as uncharacterized. The transcript has a single exon. NCBI's taxonomy places the organism in Eukaryota, Fungi, Microsporidia. The annotation marks the transcript as partial. The record is from RefSeq and is a predicted model, not a curated record.
ACAUAGGGCACGUAGCCCAUGACGGUCGAAUGCACCGAAUUGUCGGGCAUCCGGAGGUUCACCUUCUUGAGAUUGUCGAGCGCCACCCAGUCCCAGAGCGAGGACAGGAUUCGCAUCGAGAUCAGCUGAAAGUUGUUCUCGUUGAGGCGGACCGAGAGGAUGAUCGUGUAGGCGAUCAGGAAGGUCCCGAGCCAGAUGAGGAUGGGCAUCUUCGCGCCCUGCAGCCACAUCCGGACGGAGGCAUCGAGCAGCUGCGAGCCGCGGGUGAAAUUGCCCGAGUUGCGAGGCCGUACGCCACGCGCGGAGGCGUGCGCCAGAUGGACCGGACGGCCAUCGUUGCGGAUGUCAGCCCUGGCCAUGGAACCGCCGCAUCCGGUUGUCGGUGGAGGUGA